Ornithorhynchus anatinus (platypus) is the source of this 897-nucleotide messenger RNA. RefSeq names its product vomeronasal 1 receptor ornAnaV1R3038. NCBI's taxonomy places the organism in Eukaryota, Metazoa, Chordata, Mammalia, Monotremata, Ornithorhynchidae. Gene Ontology annotation, biological process: G protein-coupled receptor signaling pathway. The record is from RefSeq and is marked inferred. The transcript has a single exon. Gene Ontology annotation, molecular function: pheromone receptor activity. Gene Ontology annotation, cellular component: membrane. The coding region runs from base 1 to 897 and encodes 298 amino acids.
AUGCUGCUACAGAUCAGCACUGGAGCAUCAGCGAAUGUCUUCCUCCUGCUGUUUUAUACCCACAUGGCCUUCUCCAGCCACAAGCUCAGCUCCUCAGACUUGAUCCUCACCCAUCUAGCUUUGGCCAAUAUCAUCUUCCUUCUCAUCUAUGGAAUCCCAGAGACCAUUUCUCCUUGGGGAUGGAGAAAUUUCCUGGACACUAUUGGAUGCAAGAUUGUCUUAUAUGUUUACCGAGUGGCCCGGGGCCUCUCCAUCUGCACCACCUGCCUCCUGAGCAUCUUCCAGGCCAUUGCCAUCAGUACCAGCACCUCCCGAUGGGCAGGGUUCAAAGCCAAAUUACCCAAAUGUAUCAUUCCUUCCUUUUCCUUUUUCUGGGUCCUCAAUCUGCUGAUUGACAUCAGUGCACUGGUGUAUGCUUUUGCCCCCCAGAACAGCACCACGAUUCAAAUUACAUAUGAUCUGAAAUAUUGUUCAGUAAUGACUCUCACGGCGGAAGCCACCCUGCUAAAUGCCAUUAUGUUCUCUGGCCAUGAUCGGCUCUUUGUGGGACUCAUGAGCACAGCCAGUGGCUACAUGGUAUUGAUCCUGCACAGGCACCACCAGAGGGUCCGCCAUCUCCGUGGUCCCGGCAGCUACACCAGGGCAACGCCUGAGGUCCUAGCAGCCAAGAGAAUCGUCGCCCUGGUUACACUCUACGUCCUCCUCUUUGGGCGCCAUUCCAUCAUGUCCAGCAUUUUACUCAACACGAAAGAAAAGUCUCCUCUACUGGUGAAUAUCAACACCACGAUGUUAUUUGGCUUUCCUGUCAUCAGUCCCUUCCUGGUGAUUCACAGUGACAGGAGGAUAGGAACACUUUGGAAAAGAGAAUCAACUGUUUCCAUCGUGGAUUCUUCUUAG